Molecule: messenger RNA, 1568 nt
Organism: Apodemus sylvaticus (European woodmouse)
Lineage: Eukaryota; Metazoa; Chordata; Mammalia; Rodentia; Muridae
Gene: Cyth2
Product: cytohesin 2
Exons: 12
Coding region: 205-1404 (399 amino acids)
Biological process (GO): regulation of ARF protein signal transduction
Molecular function (GO): guanyl-nucleotide exchange factor activity
Source: RefSeq, a predicted model, not a curated record
UGGUGUCAAAGCGAGGGGCGGGCCCCACCGGCCGGGCGGUUGGGCCGUGAAGGGAGAGUCUUUUCGGCGCUGAGGACGGGCGCUGAGGAGGCGGCGGUGGCUCCUGGGGCGUUUGAGCGGGCUCACUCGAGCCCGCGGGCCGACGCGGACGCAGGCCCAGCCGGCGGAACUGCUCCGGACUCCCCGCGGGCCUUCCUAGCCGCCAUGGAGGACGGUGUCUACGAGCCCCCAGACUUGACUCCGGAGGAGCGCAUGGAGCUGGAGAACAUCCGUCGCCGCAAGCAGGAGCUCCUGGUGGAGAUCCAGCGCCUGCGGGAAGAGCUCAGUGAAGCCAUGAGCGAGGUGGAGGGUCUGGAGGCCAGUGAGGGCAGUAAGACCUUGCAGCGGAACCGGAAGAUGGCAAUGGGCAGGAAGAAAUUCAACAUGGACCCCAAAAAGGGGAUCCAGUUCUUGGUGGAGCACGAACUUCUGCAAAACACGCCUGAGGACAUUGCCCGCUUCCUGUAUAAGGGCGAGGGACUGAACAAGACAGCCAUUGGGGACUACCUGGGGGAAAGGGAAGAGCUCAACCUGUCUGUGCUCCAUGCUUUUGUGGAUCUACAUGAGUUCACCGACCUCAACCUGGUGCAGGCCCUUCGGCAGUUCCUGUGGAGCUUUCGCCUCCCUGGAGAGGCUCAGAAAAUUGAUCGAAUGAUGGAGGCCUUUGCCCAGAGAUACUGCCUAUGCAACCCUGGGGUCUUCCAGUCUACAGACACCUGCUACGUGUUGUCUUUUGCUGUGAUCAUGCUGAACACCAGCCUUCACAAUCCCAACGUCAGGGACAAGCCGGGCCUGGAGCGCUUUGUGGCCAUGAACCGGGGCAUCAAUGAGGGUGGGGACCUGCCUGAGGAUCUUCUCAGGAACCUCUAUGACAGCAUCCGAAAUGAGCCCUUUAAAAUCCCUGAGGAUGAUGGGAAUGAUCUCACCCACACCUUCUUCAACCCAGACCGAGAGGGCUGGCUCCUAAAGCUGGGGGGCCGGGUGAAGACUUGGAAGCGGCGCUGGUUCAUCCUUACAGACAACUGCCUCUACUACUUUGAGUACACUACGGACAAGGAGCCCCGGGGGAUCAUCCCCCUAGAGAACCUGAGCAUCCGUGAAGUGGAGGACCCUCGGAAGCCGAACUGCUUCGAGCUUUACAUUCCCAACAAUAAGGGACAGCUCAUCAAAGCCUGCAAAACAGAGGCCGACGGCCGGGUGGUGGAGGGGAACCACAUGGUGUACCGGAUCUCAGCACCCACACAGGAGGAGAAAGAUGAGUGGAUUAAGUCCAUCCAGGCUGCUGUAAGUGUGGACCCCUUCUAUGAGAUGUUGGCAGCAAGAAAGAAGCGAAUUUCUGUGAAGAAGAAGCAAGAACAACCCUGACCCCUGUCCCCAACUCCAUUAUUUAUUUUGGAGCUGCCCCGCCUGGGUGGCAGGACCCCUGGGCCCUGGGGCUGUGAUCCUGUUCCCCAUUUGGAAAAUCACCACCUCUGGCUCCUGACUCCUUAUUUGUAAUUAACAUGUUGGUAAUCUUAUUAAUUAUUUAA